This is a messenger RNA of Staurois parvus, 339 nucleotides long. Lineage: Eukaryota; Metazoa; Chordata; Amphibia; Anura; Ranidae. The record is from the annotation of a GenBank genome assembly.
CACUGGUGGGCAGCACUGGUGGGUGGGCACAGGUGGGUGGCACUGGUGGGCACAGGUGGGUGGCACUGCUGGGCACAGGUAGGUGGCACUUCUGGGCACAGGUGUGUGAAAUUGCAGAGUGGCACAGGUGGGUGCACUGCUGGGCACAGGUGGGUGCACUGCUGGGCACAGGUGGGCGGAACUUGUGGGUGGCACUGCUGGGCACCGAUCAUCAGGGCACUGAUCAUCAGUGCCCUGAUGAUCGGUGCCGAUCCCCGCUCUGACAACUGCCGGUUCUCGGCAGUACUUUCCUCACGAUCUGACAGCGUGAGGAAAGUGCAGCCGAGAACCGGCACUUGC